CGGCGAUCCGUACCCCUGGCCAGACCUAGCAUGCAAUAUAUAUAUGACUGUGACUAGACUAUAAUAUACACAGCAACAUGGCCAGUCCUCACAUGUCUGCUGUGCAAUAUGGGGGCACACAUCCCUACAACCCACCUGACUGGGCCAAGGACCUCAAGCUGGUCCCCAAGAACUAUGUCAAGCUUAGUAUGAGCCCCACCCCCAUUCACAAGUGGUCUCCUCCGGGUGUUCCCGACGGCUUUGAGGUUGGUAUCAAGAGGGAGGACUUGUCCGGAUGCACCCUCUCUGGAAAUAAGGUGAGGAAGCUUGAGUUUCUGUUUGCGGAUGCUCUGGAGCAAGGCUGUGACAUGGUGAUCACGUUUGGUGGGUUUGAUUCCAACCAUGCUCGAGCAACUGCCAUGGCUGCCAGAGAGGUGGGGCUGGAGCCGUACGUCUUUAUACUGGACUUUGAUAAUUCUGUGAGGGAACCUAAAGAUGUUAGUUGUCAAGGCAACGCGCUCUUGAUGAGGCUGGUAGGAACUCACUUCAUUGUGUAUCCCCUGAGAGAUGACAUGUCAUUUGACGAUCAGAUAGACGAAAUUCAUGGACAGAUGGAAAAAUUCGCCAAGAAAAAACGGUCAGAAGGUCACAAAGUGUACACGAUUCCCAAGGGAGGCUCCAACACACUCGGAGCGUGGGCGUGGAUGGACGUAUUCAGUGAAAUGAUGGGACAGGGUCUUCAUGAUAAUUUUGACGAUAUAUUCGUAGCUGGUGGUUCAGUGGGGACAGCGUGUGGGCUGGCCAUUGCUAACUACCUCACCGGUUCAAAACUAAAGAUCCACUGUGUGUCACUGUACUGGACGGACCCUGCCGGGCUGUACGCCCACCUGAAGGAGUGCCUGAGGGACAUGGGACUGACAGGUCGUGUACGCCCUGAGGAGCUGGUCAAUCCAGUGAUGGACUAUAUAGGGCUAGGCCUCUCACAGUCAACAGAUGCAGAGUUGGAUGCUAUAGUUGAAGUGAUGAGCUCUACUGGUAUAGUGAUGGACCCUAUGUUCACUGUCAAGAGUUACCUAGGCAUGGUGGGGGAGAUGAGCAAGAACCCCUCUGUGUUCAAGGGACGAAGGGUGCUCUACAUACACACAGGUGGAGUGUACAUACUGUUUGGUCGUAUGGAUACCAUAGUGCAGAGGAGACCAGAGUGUAACCGAAUGACACUAUCUAGUGAUCUAUGUCCCUGAGCUAUAGCUCCCUACUGUGAACACUAAUAUUUUAAAUUGUUGUUUUUUGUAUCUAUAUAAUUAUAAUUAUGUGUACAUAAUGCCAAUCAUAAUUAUAAUACGUAUCAUGGUGUUACUGUACACACAUUAAUUUUUUGGUUAAAAGA
Molecule: messenger RNA, 1366 nt
Organism: Halichondria panicea
Lineage: Eukaryota; Metazoa; Porifera; Demospongiae; Suberitida; Halichondriidae
Exons: 9
Coding region: 78-1220 (380 amino acids)
Molecular function (GO): D-cysteine desulfhydrase activity
Source: RefSeq, a predicted model, not a curated record